AUGUUCUCAGGAUUUUUGGGAGCUCUGCCAUGCUCAUGCCAAGGCCAAGACGCCACAGCUGAGGACAAUGCUGUUGAGAAGAAGAACAGGUUGGGCCGGACAGAGCUCCACAAUGCUGUCUGCCAGGGUGACGAAAGGCGCGUCCAGCAGCUCCUGCAAAACCGCGCAUCUGUUGAUGCCAAGGAUGAAAGCGGCCGGACACCAUUGCACUUGGCCGCCAGUGAGGUCUCCGGACCAACCAAAAUCAUUAAGCUGCUGCUAGAGGCGAAGGCCAUGACUGAGGCCAAAGACCUGGGCGGCUUCACUCCAUUGAAUUUGGCUUGCGACUUGAAGUGCGAGGAAGCAGUGGCUGUUCUGCGGGGCGGUUGGCAAAUCCAAAUGUACAUGGAGUCAGUAGCAAUAGACCCGUGUCCGAAGGCGCCGCUGGAUGUCCUGCACUUCUUGCCGAAGCACAUGCCAGCCGUGGCCUCCGAUGCAAAUGAAAUCACCUUCGAGGGAAUCAUCAUGUCUAGCGCAGAGCAAUGCUGGACGUCGUUCCCUGGCAAAUUCAAGGCUGGAUGGGAUGCGCUGGUGAACGUGCCAGCUUUUGGCGACAGUGUUGCAUGCGUUUUCUUGUGCGAUUCCCAGUCUGGCCUUGGGGAGCACAAGAAAGAUCCGAAAGGUGAUGGCAAAAAAUGCUAUUGCUACCGGAUUUAUGGAGAGCGAGCAGAUGCAGAGUACAAGAAGUUUGGAUAUAUCAUCUAUGUACAGAAGAAGUAUUCAGAAUGCAGUGAUCUGGAGAGGAGCAAGCUGGAGCAGAAGGCCAACGCCAUGGAUGCAGAGCUUGUUUUUGAAGAUGAUGACAGCAGCACGAGGGACACAAAGGAGAAGCGGGCCAAGGAAAAGUUUGCCCAAAAGAAGACCGCAGCAUUUGGCUGCAGUUGGUACGAUUUGUGGUUCCAACGUGUGAGAGAAGCAGUACAACGAGGCCAACGGCUAAAAGUCGUGUUUUUUCCGGGUGAAGUGAUGAAAGGCAGGGUUGAUAUGGAUGCACUGGCCACAGCUGACCUCUGGGAUGGUGUUGGGCUUGGAACGUCCCAGAAAUGCGAGGUUGCCACACUUGAGGCAAUGAGGAAGGAAACUGGCGAUCCCAAGUGGGACUACGAUCCAGUAGAUGUGACCGAUUUCCUCAUUUCACAAUUCAAGGAAGGUGAUUUGGUGGAAGCGUUGGACGCGGACAGCCGGCGUUGGCGCAAAGGCCGCAUCCUGAAGGUUCCGCAAAGCGGGAUGCACACCGUGCGACACACCUGGAACAUCAUCUGCAACUGGUCCAGGACAGAGUUCCAGUCAGAGCACCUGAGGCCUUUGGUGCAACAUACCAACGGCUUUGAGACCAUACUGCAAGGGUUCCAGGAUAAGAAGAUGCUGCGGUCUCUGGAGGAAUUCUUCAAUUUUCAGGUGAAGCAGGUGCAGCGAUCUUGGUCCAAUGGGAGGCAUUCCAUAGCAGUGAAACUGAACAUCAGCAACCUUAGGCAAGCACACAGCUUAAGGGACAAGGUCCUGAGCGGAGAUUUGGAUCUAAAGAUCAAUGAUAUUUUGUCCAUACAAAUGUCCUCGGGAAAGGUGCUGUACAUUGCACCCAACAAGGCCCUAGUGUUUCAUUUCAUUCGGUGGCUAUUGGCCUUUGCGCAUGCAGACAGGGACUCAUUAUCAAGAUACCUCUCAAGACUCCUGGUAUUGUAUGAGCCCUACGAUCAAGCACAAGUGCCUGUCAUCAAUGGCAACCAGAUCCUUUUCGAGUCAGCCACAGUUGAACUGGAACCAUGCCAAGUCAAAGUACUUGACGAAGCGCAUUGCAUUUUUUGCGCGGACACGGACUCACUGAUCCAAGACCGCUUGAAAAGUUACAGUGCGAGAAGCACAGUGCUGCUGUCUGACCUGUCCCAAGGUUCGAGUACCACAUUUUCAGUUGAUCGACACUAUCCCAACAGGCGUUCGGUCAAACUCAUAGAAGUCGUUCGAAGCACGCAGCGCAUUGUUGCAGGAGCAUUGAGUUUUCGACUCGGCGAAUCAGGCGUUGAGAAUGUUGACAGCUUGGGGACACAUGGGCCACCGAUCAAAACCUUUUUAUUUGAAGUCCAGGCAGAACAAGACAAGAUGGAAGAGUAUGCCAAGCAUACUAUUGCAGCCAUCAACUAUGUUAUUUACCACUUUCCAAGCACAAACCUGAACAAUAGAAUUGCUCUGCUAGUGAAGGACAAUGAUUUCCUCGGAUCCUUGAGUGGAAAACUCCGACGCCACCUUCAGCACAAGUUUGCCAAGCGAUAUUGCUUGGUGUCGUAUGAGACAUCCCUCAAUUUAUUACCUAGCCACUUGAGCACUAGAGCAUCUGCACAAGGUGUGCAACAAGAGCAACAGAUCAUUUUGGACACUGUCAAGAAUGCCAAAGGUUUGGAAAACCUCAUCGUGAUCUCAAUUGGGCUUGAUGCCCCCAUUCAGGGUGGUUACGAAGAUGGCGCUACAAGAUCCUUACUCUACCAAGGCAUCACAAGAGCACAGCUGGCGUCAAUUAUCGUAAAUGAGUUUAUGCCAGAUGGCUGGCUGGCUUUCCUGGGCUGUUUGAGGCUCAGCAAGGACACUUUCGAUAAAAAGGCAGCCUUUGCUGAGACUGACAAAGGAGCAGCUGCUGCCAUGCUCAAGGUGAAAGACAGUCGACGGGAGGUUGCCGAGGCCGCCAAGACCUUAGAAGAGGAACCAGCAAACAUCUCUGUGGCCCUGAGCUUGGAAGAUUAGAGUGGGUUGGUCCGAAAAUUGGGGAUGUAGG
Cladocopium goreaui is the source of this 2803-nucleotide messenger RNA. The record is from the annotation of a GenBank genome assembly. NCBI's taxonomy places the organism in Eukaryota, Dinophyceae, Suessiales, Symbiodiniaceae.